This is a messenger RNA of Crotalus tigris (Tiger rattlesnake), 1764 nucleotides long. RefSeq names its product loricrin-like. The coding region runs from base 779 to 1438 and encodes 219 amino acids. The record is from RefSeq and is a predicted model, not a curated record. NCBI's taxonomy places the organism in Eukaryota, Metazoa, Chordata, Lepidosauria, Squamata, Viperidae. The transcript is spliced from 2 exons.
UAAGGUUCCCUCUGUUGUGGUGAUUGUCUUUAUUUCAUUCUUCAAGGAAUAGCCUAGAACAAAAAGCAAAUAAAAUGGUGAGGUUCUUUAGAUGCAUCAAAUCCAGCCAGAAACUUAGGAAUUAUUCCAGUAAUGUCAUUAUUGUUUCUUUCCUCCUCCUGCUAUUCAUCUACUUCUUCUCCUUUUCCUUCUCCCAAACAUGUUUGACCUUUAGCAAAUAAAUAAAUUCCAGGAGAAGGAAGGACAGUCUUGCAGAAGGAUAUUUAGGUAGCUAGGUUUUGACCAACAUGUGACCUUGGAAAAUCACCCAGCAUUCACUCUGAGCAGAGUUUGACCAUCUCAGAAGACGGCGACUGAAAAAAAGGGUCCUUGACUGGUGAUAUGUGAGAAGGCCAAAGAGGAACUAGUUGAGCGAGAAGACACUAAUGAUGGUGGCCACCACAUUUGACUCGAUCACUCAAACUCAUCACUCUCUGAAGGAAAGUUGCACGCCCUCAUUAAAUCGGACGUGUUUUCAAAACAGGGUGUUUAAUUAUGGAAGGAAAAAAAUUGUUAAAAAUCACACAAAUCCAUUUGAGGCAAAUCUCUUGAUGACAAGGGGGAUGUUGAAGCUGCAUGAGUCUUCAGUCACUCACGUUGACUUCCUGGGUAGGUUAGAAGUGGAAGGACCUCAACGGGUAUAAAAAGACCAGACGCAGCUCCGGAUUCAGCAAGCGUUCCUCUCCUGCCUGGACUAAGUUCACACUUCGUGUUGGACCACCCAAAAGACAAAUCUACCAUGCAGCAGUGCAAGCAGCCUCAGGGAUUCCCCCCAAUGGGCCAGAAUGUCAACCAAGGCAAAGGAUCAACUGGCGGCCAAACCCAAGGACAAGCUAUGCAGCAGAACCAGGGAUCAGCUGGGAAUCAAUGCAGGAGCUCGGGUGUGAGCCAGUGCCAGGACUCCGCACCAUCCCAGUGCCAGGGCUCAGGAGUGACCCAGAUCCAGUCGUCAGGGCUGAGCCAGGUGCAGGCACAGGGUGUAAGCCAGAUGCAAGGAUCUGGAGUGACCCAGAUCCAAUCUUCAGGAUUGGGCCAGUGCCAGGAAUCUGGAGUGAGCCAGUGUCAAGGAUCUGGCAUCAGCCAGUGCCAGGGAUCUGGUGGAAACCAGGGCAAGGGAUCAAGUGGAGGCCAGGGCAAGGGAUCCUCCAGGGAUCAGUGUGGCUGCUCACCUGUGAGCCAGGGCAAGGGAUCAUGUGGAGGCCAGGCCAAGGAAUCUCCCGUGGACCAGUGCGGAAGCUCUGAUAUCAGCCAGGGCAAGGGAUCGUGUGGCGGCCAGGCCAAGGGAUCUCCCGUGGACCAGUGCGGAAGCUCUGAUAUCAGCCAAGGCAAGGGAUCAUGUGGAGGCCAGGUCAAGGGAUCUCCUGUGGACCAGUGUGGUGGCUCCAGGAGCAAACACUAAGGAUCCAUCGAGGGCGCAGAGCACAACAGGCACUGCCAAAUUGACCGCCAAGGAUCUAGCCCGUGCUAAGGGGGCUUAGGCCACUUAUCGCUCCAGAGGAAUCCAGCGACCAAGAGGGUCUUUGCAAGUCUCCCAUCUUCUCUCUGUUAUCCUUGACCUUCGCUCACCUCUCUACUCUUCUGGUUCAUCGGAUUCUACGCCAAGCUUUCCAGCCGCCCCCAGAGCCUGGACUUGUCCUCUACUUUCUCUGCCACUCCAUGCAAUCUGUUGGCUUCUCUGACAUGGUCCCCACCAGGCCACUUGUCAAUAAAUCUUUUUUCCAAGCA